CUCCUAUUCAUUGCCUUCCCUUCCCUACCUCCUCCUGGCCUCUCCAUAAGCAACCAAGCUGUCUCUUGUUGGAUAUGUAGUUGGCUUGUUGGAAGCACUGCAACACUACUCCCCUCUCUCUCUCUCUCCCUCCUCCUCCAUUCUCUCACUAAAACCUCCUCACUCACACACUCUCACUAACCCUAAAACCCCCCUUCCCCACCAUAUCUGAUCUCCAAAACCUAAUCCUCCCACCCUCCAUUACAGCACAGUUAAAGCUUUCUUAACCCCAAAAGCAAAAAACCACCACCUCAGCUUCUCCUCCCUGCUGCUGCAGCUGCUUAACUCCACCUAAGCCCUUUGCUUUGCUGCUCUGAUUAUUGCCAUGAAACUCAGCAGCUGAGGCUGAGCUGAAUUAGGGUUGUUGUUGAGCUUUUCGAGGAAGGAGAUCAGACCAGACCCAAGUAGUCCACCAUGUGUCUUAUCUCUGUGCCCUUUUACUGUACAUGAAGAAGUAAAAAAAACAUUAUUACUAUUAUUGAAAAGAACAUAGAGAGAGAAAGAGAGAGCGUAGAGAGAGAGAGAGAGAGUGUAGAGACAUCCGUUGAAUUUGAGGGUGCAGAGAAGAGAGAAGGCUCGAUUGAUAUUAUUUGUUAUUAAUAUUAAUAUUAAUCCCAUGAAAGAUGGAAGCUUCCGGGGGAGGAGGCCGAGGGGGAGAUCAUAGAUCGAGGACGGAAGCCCUAGGGUUACACAACGGUGCCGGUGCAGCCCUAUUCGGCCACCCCCACCACCACCAAACCCUAGCUGACCCCACCACCGACGCCGUCGACCGCCCCAACCCCAACAACAAUAACACUGCCACCAACUCCUCCUCCUCCAACCCCGAUCCCGUCUCCUUCGCCUUCGCAGCAGCCUCCUCCCCGGGCCCCCCCUCCAUGACGUCUCCCCCCUCCUCCGCGGCCCCCAAGUCGGGCAAGCACCAGCCCACUUCCUCAUCCGUCAGGUAUCGCGAGUGCCGCCGCAACCAUGCUGCCAGCGUCGGCGGAAGCAUCCUCGACGGCUGCGGCGAGUUCAUGCCCGCUGGCGAGGAGGGCACCAUCGAGGCCCUCCGCUGCGCCGCCUGCGACUGCCACCGGAACUUCCACCGCAGGGAGACCGACGCUGACCCCUCCCCCCUCGCUUCCGCCGGCCCUGGCGCCUACCGGAGGGGUGCCGGCAUGUCACUCGCCACGCUCCAGCUCUCCGCCCCACCACCUCCACCCGUGAUCCACCACCACCAUGGCCAUGGCGGGACCACGCGGCCCCCGCCCCCGUACGCCUCCCUCAGCAUUGUGCCGCCCAUGAGCGUGGCCUUUGGGGGUGGUGGCGGGACCGAGUCGUCGAGUGAGGACCUCAACCUGUUCGGAGCAACCACCCCGACCGGCCAUGGCCACGGCCACCACCACAAUCUCUCCAGUGGGGGGGGUUACUUCGGGUCGUCGUCCAGCAAGUCGUCGAAGAGGUUCAGGACGAAGUUCAGCCAGGAGCAGAAGGAGCGGAUGCAGGAGUUUGCGGAGAAAAUCGGGUGGAGGAUACAGAGGCCGUGCGAGGACGAGGUCGAGCGGUUCUGCGCCGAGGUCGGGGUGAAGCGGCAGGUCUUCAAGGUGUGGAUGCACAAUAACAAGAACGCCACCAAGUCCGCAAACAAGCAGCAGCAGACUCCAACCGCCGACCACGAAGUCGACCACGACCGUCAAGAAGACUGAACUGAACAACCCCCAGUGUAAACUCGAGUGACGUUUCGAUUAAUGUAAUUGUUUUUGUUUCAUUUGGUUCGUUUUAGCCUUCGGUUUGAUUAGUCUUAGCUGUAGUCUUUAGCUGUAGUUUCCUUCUCCAUCUGAUUUACGGCAAUCGACGAUGGUGGUGACCGAUGUUUGAGCAUUGUUGUUGUUGAGGAUCGAUUUAAUGGGGUAUUGUGGUUGAUUAUAUGUUUCGCAGAAGAUCAAUUAAUCAUUGUCGGCUCGAUUUA
Messenger RNA from Punica granatum (pomegranate), 1987 nucleotides. Lineage: Eukaryota; Viridiplantae; Streptophyta; Magnoliopsida; Myrtales; Lythraceae. The record is from RefSeq and is a predicted model, not a curated record.